Anastrepha ludens (Mexican fruit fly) is the source of this 1334-nucleotide messenger RNA. RefSeq lists its product as uncharacterized. Bases 239 to 625 code for a protein of 128 amino acids. The record is from RefSeq and is a predicted model, not a curated record. Gene Ontology annotation, cellular component: nucleus. The transcript has 2 exons. Lineage: Eukaryota; Metazoa; Arthropoda; Insecta; Diptera; Tephritidae.
GUGCAUUCCUUUGUUGUAUUUUAUUAUUAACGGAAAACAGCACGCGAAACAUCUUCUUUUCGACUGGAUCACAUUUGUGCAUAAGGUGUGGUUAAAGUUAAAUAAAAAAGAAGCAUAGUUAAAAAAGCUUCCAAACGACUGUGUUCAUUGUCCAGCAUUCUUCGAUUGGUCUGCAUUAGCUGCUGAUUGCUCAACAAAAUCAUUCAUCAGUCGUUACGAUUUCCGUUCGCCAAUAAAAAUGACUUCCACCGAAACACGUUGUGGCCUCACUUGCAGCACCCGUCCAUCCAGCCGUGUUCUAAAGCCGCCAGGCGGUGGUCAUUCCAAUAUCUUUUCUGAGCCUGAGAUUGCUGUUAAUGCGCCACGUCCCAAAUACAAUCAACAAAAUUCUUCCAACAUGAAUGCAUGCAUGAACUCCACAGAUCCGAAUCAAAAGGUUGAGAAACUGCGUGAGGAGAUCACGCACAACAAGCAAGCCCAGCCUGAGGCUGACAUCCAGACAGUCAAUACGGGUGCCGCCACGACACCUACCGGUGGUCAGGCUAAUAACCAGUCUGGCACCAAUGAGCAGCCGUCGCGUACGCGUGUGCCCCCAGGUGGUUUCUCUUCGGGUGGAUUCUGGUAAAAUGCCGGUAGCGCCCUAAUAAAGUGAUGCGAUAACAGCUCGAAACAAAACAAAGAAAAUAAAUUACAUUAAAUAAGUUAUUUAUACGCAUCGAAAGAAUUGCACUAACAACAACAACCACAACAAACAAACAAACAAUCGCAUUUACUUCUACUACUUGCUUCUCUCUAUAUCCACAACUAAAAAAUUGCUUACAGCAAUUAAAAAAAUUAAAGAAAUUCACAAAUUUCAAGUAUACUUCCUUCCCACAAACUCUAUAUGUAUUGCCUUGUGUGACAAAAAUAUUAUAUUUAAAAUUAACAACAAAACAAAAAAAGAAAAUGCCAACUAUCCCUUAAACAUAAGCGCAGAGAGCGUGUGCGUGCGUCAGUUGGCAACGUUUUGCACUUUUAUACGAAUUUGCGAAUUUGUUGAGAAAUUUGAAAGAAACAAGUGAAUUUUUGUAUCAUAAUUUACUAAUCUUCGUCUAUUUUUUACGGUAGUGUUAUGACGCGGUUUCUUUGACAAAUGUAAAUCUGUGUUGCUGCACGCGCUCACACUCUCAGUCCUUUCGUACUUAUAUUUAAUUUAUAAUUUAUAUGUAUAUUCUGUAUGUUAUAUAUACGUGAACAAACCAAUUUCUAUAUAAAUUGGAUACUUACUAAAUUUUUUGGAUAAACAUAAGAAAUUAUAAAAGAAAUACAUUUAAAAAAGAAUUGCUUCAAAAUUU